AGUUGUACACUUUUACAAGAAAAACUUACCCUAAUGAGUAUGUGAAGAUAAAGAUCACAGAUAAGUUGGCAGAGAAUUAGAAAUAAUAGACAUGUUUUUCAAGCUUGUCACAGUAAUGUUGUCCAUCCUGCUCCUAGUUGAAGAGCAUCCUUCCCAUCCGCCAAUGAAUAUGCAAGACACUCCCCACAAGUCACGGCAGCCUGUAGCCAUUCAAGUGUGAUUGAUUCAGUAUCUCAAUCAAUCCUUAUAAUCUUGGAACUGCCUAUAUUCAUGUACAAAGUCAACUGUAUAGCAUAUAAAAGAACUCCAAUACAACCAGAAUACUCAUCGUGGGGUAUUCUUCCUAUUCUACUUCUUGUUCUUUUCUUACCUCUCUCAAUUUCUCUACAUGGUAUCAGAGCCUCACAGACCCCUUUUCGAUCCUAAUGACAAACUCUUCCUCUCCUGUGAACUCUCCCUCUGACUCUCAGCCUUCUCAGAUCUCUCAGAACAAUUCUCAAAAUACCAUGACCACCACACCAUCUUCUAUUCCAACUUCUCUGUUGGAAAUCUCAGUUUGAAGGUGUACUAGAAUUACAUGAUCUGGAAGAUGUGAUUAAGACAUAAACACAUCCUCAGAAGAAACUUCCCGAUGGUUCUCUCAAUCCAGAAUCCAGCCUAUUCAAAAGACAAACUAUUCUUAAGCUGGAUCAAGGCCACGGCUUCAUCUUCUAUUAAGACCCUUCUGAUUCCAUGUUCUACAGCAUAUGAGGCAUGGACGCUGCUUGAGAAACGGCUGUCACACCUGUCCAAAACUUAUAUUCGUACCCUGCGAGAUCAGAUACGCACUCUAAAAAAGGAUCCAAAACAGUCAGUUGCAGAUAAUUUGAUCCACGCCAAGUCUCUCUUUGAUUCUGUCAUUGCGGCUGGCACCUCAAUUUCUGAUGGCGAACUUAUUGAUUAUAUACUCGAUGGCCUAGGCCAUGAAUACAAAGAAUUUACUACCUCCCUUCAUCUUCGACCCUCUCUAACUUGAGAUGAAUUUUAUGAUAUGUUAAUACAGGAAGAACAGUUGCUAAAGAGGAUGUCUUCCCUCUCCUUAUCACAAGGUGUAGCACUCACCUUUGAUCGCAAUACCAAUGAUCAGGCCACUCAGAACCGAGCCCAAAGCACCAACCACCACAACCAUUCUCAGAACUGGUUCCAAAACUUUGAAAGAGGACGAGGACGAGGCCGAGGUCACGGUUGGCAUAAUGGAAGAAAUUCAGGUCGUUCUCUUAAUUGGAAUUCCAACCACCAUAAUUGUGGGGCCUCCACCCGUGACAAAGGCUGGCAGAAUAGUCGUGCUUACCGCCGUCCUCAAUUUCUAACAGACACCAGAUCAUCAAUGCCUUCACAUGAUGGACGUCUACCACUGCUCCCAACACCACCAUAUCAACCUCCUUUUCAGUUUCAAGUAACCUGUCAGAUGUGCAAUCGACAAGGCCACACUUCACGUGUAUGUCAUGAUUGUGGUUAUUACGCCUAUAUGGCAGAGUCCAACACCUCCAAUAUCCCUUCACCAUCUGUUCCUAAUAACACAAGUUGGUGUGUUGACUCCGGGGCAACCCAUCAUAUGGUGUCCAGUCCUUAUCAACUUCCCUUUGUGAAAUCGUAUACGGGUAAUGACUCCAUUAUUGUAGGACAAUAUAACGGGGAGGACUUUGCUCACUGGCAGUAGCUCUGGUGACUUGUACCAUAUUCAAGCAGAUCCUACAAUCUCAGGGAAGCUAGCCUCUUUUGGUGAAAGGACUACCCAAGAUAUUUGGCAUACAAGACUUGGCCAUCCGUCUCAUGAUGUUUUUCGUAUUUUACUUAAUAAAUUUCACUUGCCUGUUAGUGGUAAGGUUGAUUCUA
Molecule: messenger RNA, 1875 nt
Organism: Prunus mume (Japanese apricot)
Lineage: Eukaryota; Viridiplantae; Streptophyta; Magnoliopsida; Rosales; Rosaceae
Source: RefSeq, a predicted model, not a curated record